ACACACAGACACUUAUUCUCUCUCGCUACAUAACCGAGGAGCCAAAACAUUUUUUAUAUACAUCACACCGCAUAAAUAAUUUAUUUCAAAAAAAAAAAGUUAACCCUCUACACAGUACUUCACCUCUCUAUCCAACAUUUUUAUCCACUGGGAGACUGCAAGAAACCCCACUAUUUCUUUCACAAAGCCUCUCUCUCUUUAUUCUCUCUGAAUUUUUCUCUCUGAAACACCCAAAGUUACUAUCUUUUAUCCUUCAAUGGCGAUUUUGUUAGAUAAUUGUGAAGGAAUUUUACUGUCACUUGACUCACAUAAAUCAGUACCAGCGCCAUUUCUCACCAAAACGUACCAACUUGUUGAUGAUCCCACUACUGACCACAUAGUCUCUUGGGGUGAAGAUGACACUACCUUCGUCGUUUGGCGUCCGCCUGAGUUCGCUCGUGAUCUUCUACCUAACUACUUCAAGCACAACAAUUUCUCUAGUUUUGUCAGACAGCUUAACACUUAUGGUUUUAGAAAGAUUGUGCCGGACAGAUGGGAGUUUGCGAAUGAGUUCUUCAAGAAAGGAGAAAAGCACUUACUGUGUGAGAUCCAUAGAAGAAAAACUGCUCAGCCGCAAGUUGCUAUAAAUCAUCACCAGCAAACACAUUCUCCACUGAUGAAUGCUCCGAGUCUCUUUCCUUUCCCAAGCCGAGUCAGUAUCUCACCAUCUGACUCAGAUGAGCAAGCCAACUGGUGUGACUCACCACCGCUUGCUUCGCCAAGUGGAGGCACUGGAGUUUCAAUAAUUGGCGGGGGUAGUGGCUAUAGUAGCUCAGUUAUAGCCUUGUCUGAGGAUAAUGAAAGACUGAGAAGAAGUAAUAAUAUGCUAAUGUCUGAGCUCGCACACAUGAGAAAGCUUUACAAUGACAUUAUCUACUUUGUGCAAAACCAUGUGAAGCCAGUUACUCCUAGUAAUAUUUACCCUUCUUCUUUACUUGUUUGCAACACACCAUCAGCUACUCCUAUUGCUACUAAUGCUACACUAGUGCAAAAGCCAUUAAACCAACUUCUUGGGUAUUAUCCUACUAACCCUAAACAAGGUCCUCAGUCUCAUGUUUUGAACUCUCUUAGUACUACAUCACAAAGUUCUUUGACCUUUCUUGAAGAACCCAACAACCACAGCUGUAAAAUGAAGCUGUUUGGUGUACAUCUACAAUCCAGGAAAAGAUUGCACACUGAGUGUGCUUCUAAUCCAGGAAAUAUGGAGACCAACAAGGCUCGUCUGGUUUUAGAAAAGGAUGAUUUAGGGUUGAAUCUCAUGCCUCCUUCCACAUGUUAGUUUCUUUAAAUCCAUUAAAGAAUAUUGUUAGUAGCUGCUUCUUCUUCUUCUUUUUUGGGUUCAUUUUGCUAGUAUGAGUUGUCUUUGUUCUCCUCUUCUUGAGUCUGAAUAUCUGAUGAUAGUGUUGAUGAAACAUGUGUGUGCGUGCGCGUGGGUGUUUGUGACUAUGUAUAUAACUUUAUGUCGGUAUUAUCUUUGUUCCCCGCAGCCAUGAAUGCAAGUGGGUUUUGGUUAGAGUGAAGAUCAAAAGCAAAUUUAUAGAUUAAUUCACCAACACCAUCUUACUCUUUCUGAUGAGCUAUAUAUUUCAUUGGUGCAAUUUAUUGCUAUUGUUCA
Mangifera indica (mango) is the source of this 1654-nucleotide messenger RNA. RefSeq names its product heat stress transcription factor B-4-like. Lineage: Eukaryota; Viridiplantae; Streptophyta; Magnoliopsida; Sapindales; Anacardiaceae. Gene Ontology annotation, biological process: regulation of transcription by RNA polymerase II. Gene Ontology annotation, cellular component: nucleus. The coding region runs from base 257 to 1318 and encodes 353 amino acids. The transcript is spliced from 2 exons. Gene Ontology annotation, molecular function: RNA polymerase II cis-regulatory region sequence-specific DNA binding; DNA-binding transcription factor activity. The record is from RefSeq and is a predicted model, not a curated record.